AUGGCAACACCAGAUGGACUAAAACAAGUAGCCAAAUAUGCUUAUGCUGUUGGGCCAGAUAAGAGCUACAUAAUUCCUCGUAAUGCCAAUGAAACUUUAGGGGAACCCACGAACUUUGUCCACGAUGCACACGCAACAGGUUUGAAAGUGCAUCCGUACACAUUCCGCGCUGAGAACACGUUUUUGCCUGCGGAGUACAGGAGUAGGGACUCUUCGAAGGAUGCAAUUGGUGACCUGAACGGUGAACUAAGAGCCUUCUUUGCGACUGGAAUUGACGGCCUCUUUUCCGACCAACCGGACAAGCCUAUAGCUUUAAGACGAGACUGUUUACAACAUAAGUUU
This is a messenger RNA of Iphiclides podalirius (scarce swallowtail), 342 nucleotides long. The record is from the annotation of a GenBank genome assembly. Lineage: Eukaryota; Metazoa; Arthropoda; Insecta; Lepidoptera; Papilionidae.